Cricetulus griseus (Chinese hamster) is the source of this 963-nucleotide messenger RNA. The record is from RefSeq and is a predicted model, not a curated record. NCBI's taxonomy places the organism in Eukaryota, Metazoa, Chordata, Mammalia, Rodentia, Cricetidae.
AUGAGCUCCUGCAAUUUCACACAUGCCACCUUCGUGCUUAUUGGUAUCCCAGGACUGGAAGAAGCUCAAUUUUGGUUUGGCUUCCCACUGCUUUCCAUGUAUGCUGUGGCAUUGUUUGGAAACUGCAUCGUCGUGUUCAUCGUAAGGACAGAGCGAAGCUUGCAUGCACCCAUGUACCUCUUUCUCUGCAUGCUGGCAGCUAUUGAUCUGGCUUUGUCCACAUCCACCAUGCCCAAGAUCCUCGCCCUCUUUUGGUUUGAUUCCCGGGAGAUUACUUUUGAUGCCUGUCUUGCCCAGAUGUUCUUCAUUCAUGCUCUCUCGGCAGUUGAAUCUACCAUCCUGCUGGCCAUGGCCUUUGACCGUUAUGUGGCCAUCUGCCACCCACUGCGUCAUGCUGCUGUGCUCAACAAUACAGUGACAGCCCAAAUCGGCAUGGUGGCUCUGGUCCGGGGAUCCCUAUUCUUUUUCCCACUCCCACUACUGAUCAAGCGGCUGGCCUUCUGUCACUCCAAUGUGCUCUCCCAUUCCUAUUGUGUCCAUCAGGAUGUGAUGAAGUUGGCCUAUACAGACACAUUGCCCAAUGUAGUCUAUGGCCUAACUGCCAUUCUGCUCGUCAUGGGUGUAGAUGUCAUGUUCAUCUCCUUGUCCUAUUUUCUGAUUAUACGAACAGUUCUGCAACUGCCUUCCAAGUCAGAGCGAGCUAAGGCAUUUGGAACCUGUGUGUCACACAUUGGUGUGGUUCUGGCUUUCUAUGUACCACUCAUUGGCUUAUCAGUGGUACACCGUUUUGGAAACAGCCUAGACCCUAUUGUGCAUGUUCUCAUGGGGGAUGUCUACCUUCUGCUGCCCCCGGUGAUCAAUCCCAUCAUCUAUGGUGCUAAGACAAAGCAGAUCAGAACACGGGUGCUGGCUAUGCUCAAGAUCAGCUGUGACAAGGACAUUGAAGCUGGAGGAAACACGUGA